GGAACUAUGUCCGAGGGAGUGGACCUGAUCGACAUCUACGCCGACGAGGAGUUCAACCAGGACUCCGAGUUCAGUAAUGCUGACCAGAUGGACCUGUACGACGACGUGCUCGCAGCCAGCUCGCAGCCCCCCGAAAGCCGCACCAGCAGCUCGGAGCCACCCCCCGAGAUCCGCCAGGAGCCGUCCCCCAAGCCCAACAACAAAUCCCCUGCCAUCCUGUACACCUACAGCGGGCUGCGCAACAAGAGAGCCGCCGUCUACGUGGGCAGCUUCUCCUGGUGGACGACGGACCAGCAGCUGAUCCAGACCAUCCGCUCGGUCGGCGUCUACGACGUGGUGGAGCUGAAGUUCGCAGAGAACCGGGCCAAUGGCCAGUCGAAAGGGUACGCGGAGGUGGUGGUCGCCUCUGAGAACUCGGUCCACAAGCUGCUGGAGCUCCUGCCCGGCAAAAUCCUCAACGGGGACAAGGUGGAGGUGAGGCUGGCCACCCGGCAGAACCUGUCACAGUUCGAGGCGCAGGCUCGCAAAACCUCACGGCCCUUUCCCGUGCCACUUGCAGGUGUGCCGCCGCGGGCCCACUCCCGGGACUCCAUGGACUCCGUGGAUGGCCGCGCCACGCCGACAGAGAACGCGCUGCCGCCCGCCCGCGUGGAGAAGCCCCCCUCCAUCCUGCCCUUCUUCAACCGCCCCCCCGCCGCCCUGCCCCUCAUGGGGCUGCCCCCGCCGCCCAUGCCGCCCCCGCCACCCCUCUCCUCCGGCUUCGGCGUCCCCCCGCCGCCACCCGGCAUCCACUACCAGCACCUCAUGCCCCCGCCGCCCCGACUGCCCCCCCACCUGGCCGUGCCGCCCCCGGGGGCUGUCCCGCCAGCCCUGCACCUCAACCCGGCCUUCUUCCCCCCGCCCAGCACGGCCCUGGGUCCCCCGCCAGACACCUACGGCAAGGCCAUGGCCCCCUACAACCACAGCAGCCGGGAGCUGGGCCCGCCGCCACCCGCCGUGAGCGAGGUGGAGUUCGAGGAGAUCAUGAACAGGAACCGGGCCAUCUCCAGCAGCGCCAUUUCCAAGGCGGUGUCGGGCGCCAGCGCAGGCGACUACAGCGACGCCAUCGAGACCCUCCUCACGGCCAUCGCCGUCAUCAAGCAGUCCCGCGUCGCCAACGACGAGCGGUGCCGCGUCCUCCUCUCCUCCCUCAAAGACUGCCUGCAUGGGAUCGAAGCCAAGUCCUACAGCACAGGCGCCAGCAGCAGCUCCUCCAGGAAACGACACCGGUCUCGGGAGCGCUCUCCCAGCCGGUCCCGCGAGAGCAGCCGGCGGCACCGGGACCUGCUGCACAGCGAGGACCGGCACGAGGACUAUUUCCAGGAGCGGAACCGGGAGCACGAGCGGCAUCGGGACAGGGACAGAGAGAGGGACCGGCACCACUGAGACAGGAGUUCGGCAGUAAGUGGUUUUUAAUGGACUCGUAUCUCCUCACCUCGACCAGGACUGUGCCACCGAGGCCGCUCCACCCCCUGCCCCCUGCCCGCCGCCCCCGGCUCUCUCCGGGCACCCGAGGAAGGGCCGCGCUG
Messenger RNA from Cygnus atratus (black swan), 1568 nucleotides. RefSeq names its product cleavage and polyadenylation specific factor 7 (gene CPSF7). NCBI's taxonomy places the organism in Eukaryota, Metazoa, Chordata, Aves, Anseriformes, Anatidae. The transcript is spliced from 9 exons. The record is from RefSeq and is a predicted model, not a curated record. Gene Ontology annotation, cellular component: mRNA cleavage and polyadenylation specificity factor complex. Gene Ontology annotation, molecular function: mRNA binding. The coding region runs from base 7 to 1425 and encodes 472 amino acids. Gene Ontology annotation, biological process: mRNA alternative polyadenylation.